AUUCACCUUCCAAACCAAACUAAACCAAACUAGCCCAAACGUCCUGAGUGAGUCCAACAACAGGAGAGAAGGGUCGAACUACAACCUGCCGACGCUCCACACACUGACCCUUCACCUGGAGACUCAAUGGCUUCCAGAUUAGAAGAGGAUCUCUGCUGUCCAGUCUGCCAUGCUGUCUUCAGAGAUCCUGUUCUUCUGUCAUGUAGCCACAGCUUCUGUAAAGACUGUGUGGAGAGCUGGUGGAAAGAAAAAGAAGUAAAAGAGUGUCCACUUUGUAAGAGGAGAUCUUCAAUGAUGGAACCACCUUGUAACCUGGUUUUAAAGAACCUGUGUGAGACCUUCCUACAGGAGACAGAUCAGCGCUCUUCACAUGCUCUCUGCAGUCGGCACUCAGAGAAACUCACACUCUUCUGUCUGGACCAUGAGGUGCCAAUGUGUCUCGUCUGCAGAGAUUCAAAAAAACACACAAACCACAGAUUCAGCCCCAUCGAUGAAGCUGCACAACAACCCAAGAAGCAGCUUCAGGAAACUCUGGAGCCCUUGAAGAAGAAGUUACAGUGUUUUGAACGUGUUAAAGUAGAGUUUGAACAAACAGCAGAACACAUUAAGGUCCAGGCCGGUCUCACAGAGAUGCAGAUCAAGGAGCUGUUUAAAAAAUUUCAUCAGUUGCUGGAGGAGGAAGAGGAAGCCAGGAUGGUUGCACUGAGGGAGGAAGAGGAGCAGAAGAGUCAGAUGAUGAAGGAUAAGAUUGAGUCUCUGAGCAGAGACAUAAUGGCUCUUUCAGACACAAUCAGAACCACAGAGGACGUGCUGAGAGCUGAAGACAUCUCGUUCCUGCUCAACUACAAGGCUGCAGGGAAACGAGUUCAGCAGCAUCCCCUGCUGGAUGAUCCACAGCUGGCCUCAGGAGCUCUGAUAGACCAGGCCAAACAUCUGGGCAAUGUGAGCUUCAACAUAUGGAACAAGAUGAAGGACGUGGUAUUCUUCAGUCCUGUGGUUCUGGACCCAAACUCUGCUAAUCCAGAACUCGUCCUGUCUGAGGAUCUGACCAGUUUGAGACACAGAGAGAGAGAGAAGCUUCCUGACAAUCCAGAGAGGUUUGAUUAUUACACCUCAGUCCUGGGAUCUGAGGGUUUUAACUCAGGGACUCACACCUGGGAUGUCCUGGUUGGAGACAGUAAACACUGGUUACUGGGUGUAAGAGCAGAGUCUGUCCAGAGGAAGGGAGACAAACUGUCUGGGUUAUGGGGAAUAUUGUUCUCUGAAGGUAAAUACACAUUAGUGUCAGCAUCAGCAUCAUCUGAUCUCUCUGUGAAGAAGAUCCAGAGGAUCACAGUGAAACUGGACUGGAACAGAAGAAAACUGUCAUUCUCUGAUCCUGAUACUAACAAACACAUUCACACCUUCACACACACUUUCACUCAGAAGAUGAUUCCAUACUUUAGCACUGGAGAUCACUUGAAGCUGUUACCUGUGAAUGUCUCUGUGACGCUGGAUCCGAGCAGUUAGAGAUAAAUAUUUUAUUCGUAAUGUUUAUUUCUUUAAGAGAAACCUGCUGAACUUAAAUGUUAAUCUCAUUAUUCUAAAGAGUUGUUUAUUUCUACUUUUACUUCUCACUUAUUUGUAUUUCAACUGUUGAAUUUUCAACGUGUUUAAAAAGAUUUAAUUAUUUUCUGAUCUUUAUCUUUGGUUUGUUUUUUACUUUCAUGGAAAAUGUUUACUAUCAUUUAGAUUUUGUGUGGAAUCCAUGAAGUCGAGCAAAUUUAUGAAAUCCAGAUAAAGAACACAUUUAUCAAUAACAGCUGAUCAUUGUUCACGUUCAACAAACUUUAUUAAAACUCACUCAUGAGACAUGAUUUGUGUUUUAUCACAUAAAGUCUGUUCACAUAUGAAAUAAUCCAACAUAUAUGAACAUUUGUCUGUUUGAUGUGAUGAAUCCAAAAUGAUUCUGUCCGUAAAAGUGUUUAUUCAACAGCAGCCUAGUGAUGCGGUUUUAAUAUUAUGAUAUAAAUAAUAAAAACUAUGAAACUGAGACAGAGUUCUGACCUUUUUUAAGUUGAAAUAUAAAUAGAACAUUAAACAAGCACAUGCAUUUUGAAGCGUAGGUUAUAUCUCCAUCUUGUAGUGAGGACGCUCAUAUCCAUAUGAAUUUGAUCUGAUGAAAGCCCUGGGACAAGGACGUCAAAGUCAAAAUUUCCAAAACGGCCAAUAUGGCCACUAAGUAAAAAUGGUGGCCUUCCUCUUGCUUUUUUCCUGAUUGCACCUCUGAUUUUUGUGUCAAGAUCAGUGAAAGCUAACUGAGGGGGAUUUCCUUAGAUGGCGCUGUUGAGCCAUUUUUCCACGCCCAUUUCAAAUUACUCCAGAACACAAUUACUUUUUGGGUUUUUGAAUUCCCUGCAAACUUUGGUAACCAUUUGAGCAUGUCUAGGCCCUGAAAAAGCCCCCCAAAGGAAAAGGGAAAUACAAUAGGGCCCCCCAACAGAAGUGCUCGGGCCCUAAUUAUCCUUACAAUUUCAAUAGGGCCUCCCACGGUCUCCUACUGUUCGGUCCUCGGGCCCUAAUUAGAAAAAGAAGAAGCUGUAAAAAGGAGAAAAUUGAAAUUCUCAAGCAAAGUUCUUCAGAAACUUAGGAAGACGUAUUUAAGAUGUUUUAAUUCCUUCUACGGCUCUCAAACGUUUCAACUCCUGUGAAAAUGACAUAACAGAUGAUGUAUAUUUGGAUUUUAUUCAAACUGCUUUUAGCCGUCACCUCCUUAUGUAAAGUCCUGGUAAUGGUCCUCAGGCUCUGAGGCUUACAGGGCUUCUGUGUAUCAUGAAAUACCUCAGGUACCUCUAAAUACACAAAAUAAAGACAAUAAUAACACAUUUGUGGGUGUUCUCCUGGUUCUGAUCUAACCAAUUAUUUUAACCAUUUUAUGUUUAAUUUAAUUGUCUUAAAUCUUUUCUCAUCUGUAACACCUUUCUUUUUGUAAUUGUGCUCUGAUGUUGUGUAAU
Molecule: messenger RNA, 2993 nt
Organism: Platichthys flesus (European flounder)
Lineage: Eukaryota; Metazoa; Chordata; Actinopteri; Pleuronectiformes; Pleuronectidae
Product: zinc-binding protein A33-like
Exons: 2
Coding region: 127-1509 (460 amino acids)
Molecular function (GO): protein binding; zinc ion binding
Source: RefSeq, a predicted model, not a curated record